Messenger RNA from Drosophila busckii, 4841 nucleotides. RefSeq lists its product as uncharacterized. The record is from RefSeq and is a predicted model, not a curated record. NCBI's taxonomy places the organism in Eukaryota, Metazoa, Arthropoda, Insecta, Diptera, Drosophilidae. Gene Ontology annotation, cellular component: actomyosin contractile ring. The coding region runs from base 247 to 4635 and encodes 1462 amino acids. Gene Ontology annotation, biological process: mitotic cytokinesis; septin ring organization; actomyosin contractile ring assembly. The transcript has 9 exons.
AAUAAACGUAUUAUUCACACAAAUUUAACAUAUUUAUCAUUGCUCCACUGUACAAAGCAUAACAGCCCUGGCUGUUGGCUGAUAACGGCGAAGAAGCGGCACAAAAGAGACAGCGUGAAGCAUUCAAAUGCAACAGCGGCAGCGUCGCGUCGCUUUUCAUUUUGAUGUGAAAAAAAAAGAAAAUAGAAAACGUGCAACGUGUUAGUGGAGCACGACCCAACGCAGCGUUAUCAGCGUUGAAUAUAAAUGAAGAGCAACAAAAUGGACGCUACUUUUGCUGGCUUAAAGUACCCAAAGCUCGAUGGUAUUGAGGUGUCUGACGAUUAUGACGAGGAAGGGGAGGAAGAAGACGAUGAGGAGGAAGAGGAGGACGGCGAGUCUGCCGAAUCGGGCUCAACAAGUUCAUUUAGUCUGCAAGAGUGCAUAAACGAGUUUCGUGCGCGUCGCAUACGGCGCGUUUCCACACACAGUCGCGAACGCGACAUGACAGAGCAAGUGCAGUCAGCAGCGCAGCCCGCUGCUGCGGAUGCGCAUUUGAUAAAUCAGAAUCGUUGCAACAAGGCGCAGGAGCGCAAGGGUAAACCGUGUAAGAACGGUUUUUGUUAUUGCUUUACGAGCGACAGUGGUGACUGCGCGUCGACUGCGCCGCCGCCACGUGAGUGGCACGUGCGUCAGCAAAAACGCAGCAGGCGCACUGAAACUAAUAAGGCAAAUCUAACGCAGCCGCCACCGCCUGCCAAUCAGCGUCGACUGAGCAGCCAGCCAAAGCAGCUAACGGUACCGACAACAACAGUGGGCGGCAGACCCUUAACAGCUAUUAGCAGUCUGCACGCUGUGGACAAAGAUGCGCCACUUAUACAUAUUAUACAGGAGCUGCGCGACAAUUGCGUCAUUUCUGAGAUACGCGUCAACAGGGAAAAGCUGCCACAGUCUACGCACAGUCUACAGCCAAAGCAAAGCAAUCCAAAACAACAGCGUGUAAAAAGAAUGCAAAGUGAUCAGUGCAUAGAGUACCAGCCCACAGCGCCAGUGUUAUCCAACAUAAGCGAAAAGGAAACCGAGCUAAGCGAUGCGCUGCCCACUAGCCCCUUGGCUGGAAAUAGUCCGCGUCGCAGCAGCAGUAGCAACGGUGGGCGUUUACUACAAAAGCGUCUCUCGCAAGGCCAAGUGAGCUUCAAAGCGCGCGAUGUACUGUUGCCACCGCCAAAGCCGCCGCGACGCAGCGCACAGAGUCUCGAUGGUAAAGUCUCUUUAUCAUCGUUGAGUUCGACGACGCCGUCGCUGCGCGAAGCGGAGCGCGUGCUGGAUGAGUUCUUGCGCAAGCGUGGCGUGCCAUUGCCCAAAGAGCAGAUCAAAACCAAGAGCCCACACAAACGCAAGUCGUAUCCAGCGGCUGAGCGAUUGAAGCCUGUGUGCGAGCUGCCGCUGCCUAGUUGUCCUUCUCUAAGCGAUCUGGAGCGCGCUGUGGAGUCCAAGCGCGGCACACACUAUGCCAAAAAUAUAUCCAGCGUGGCCGACAAGCCCCUGAAGCACAUACAACUGGGCUGGACGGAGCCCAAGAUUAAUGACAUGCUCAACUGUGAUGUCAACAAGCAAACGCAGUUCAAGACGCUUGCGGCAGAGCCCGCACCACAAGCACCCAGCUCCAUAGGCUGGCAGUUGCCUGUUGUGCCCAAAGUCUCUUUGGAUACAGUGGACGGUCUAAGCUCGAAUCUAGCGCGUAAUUUGGAGCAUAAACAUACGCCCAUUAAAUAUCACACCAGUCAAAAGUUUAUCUGGGGCGAACAGUGGCGCAAUCUGUCACCAAAAACCGGCAACUUGGGCAAAAAAUCCAAAAAGUUUCUCAACAAAUCCAAAAACAAAAUCUUGCGUUUUGUUUCACCCAAGAAAUCAAAUCGAGAGGAACAGCGAUCGCAGCCACCAGAGCAGCGCACGCCUGUCAAGCUAUGCACAGUGGGCGUGCAAACCAGUUCCAUAUCGCUGCAGUCGUCACAGUCGCCACCUGGCAGCUACCAUUCGCCCGUGCAGUCGACGACGCUUAGCUCCAGUCAACAGCCGCAAUACAAGGAAAGCUCCACCACGCAGCAGUAUUUUGAUUUUGAGCGUCAAGUUAAACCGCCUACGCCACCUAAGAAGUUACCACGUGCUCAGCGCGCACGCAAACUGAAUUUCCAAAGCGAAGCAACUGCACCUGCUCCAAGCUACCGCUCGUAUCACAAGGAUUUGGAUAAGGAUGUGAGCAUCAGCAAGAUGGGCUAUCUGCUGAGCAAUAUACGCGCCAAACUGGAGGCCAGCGAUGAGCGUGCCAUGCGAACCUUUCGGGAAUGCUCAAGCUUUGCGCCCUUGGAACAGACGGCAACAACUAGCCAUGGCUUUGACUGUAUAGAUGGACCACGUAGCCGUACUCGACGGCAAGUGGCGCAACAGCGACGUGAGCUGGAUAGCGAACCAAUUUACUCAGAGAUUGAAGAGGAUUGCAUUCACAUAAGCGGCAGUCCACAGUUUGAUGUGCGAACUGAAGCUCAAAUAGCUUUAGCAAACGCUACGCCCACAUCUACACUCGCUUCAACCACAACGGUUAUGGUUAAGGAAAACACAGCUAGACCGACGCCCACAUCGCCAGCAACAGACAGUAGCGCGAUCUAUGCUCAGGUGCAAAAGCGCAAGAAAUCAACGACAGCAGCUGAGCCAAGACCUUUGGGACAAUGCCUGCAGGAAUCGCUGUUAAACGGCAGCUUCUUUCAGUUUAUGCCGCUGCCCAGUGAGCCCAGCAGCGAUUCCAGCUACUGUCAUCCUAAUCCUAUAACAGAGCAGCCCACUUUGCCGCUGCAUCAAUCUUUAAAUAAUAUAAGCGAAAAGCAUUCGCCGCCUAAGAAAAAUCGCAAUCUGUCCAAGUCGGAGUUGUCACUGCAGCGCAGUGAAAUCUUCUUGGAGAACUUGUGCCGCAGCGAAAUUGUGCUGGAUCAGCAGGAUAACUUGCGCCUAGAGAAAGUGCAAAAUACUGCUGUAGACACUGAUGCUGUAAGCUAUGACUUGCCCAAUGAGCUGUAUGCAGAUUAUGCUGUCAACGAAGCCAAUGCCAGCGGCAGUUGCUACACCACACAUAAUCAGAGUCAAUACGGAUCCGUACAGCUGGAGCCGCCACCACCCUCAUCCGAUAAUCAGAGCACACCAAAGAAGCACCACCAACGCUUUACAACUAAGCCCAAUCAGUCGCUCAGCAUUGACAUAAACGAUGGUCCCACUGUGCAUGCGCAGAAUGUUAGCCAGAGUUGUCCCAGCACGCCACAGCAGCCGAAUCUACCCAGCAGCUUGCAGCCGGCGCAUAGCAGUCUGGGUGAGCUCACCGCAACGCUGCCCAAUGAGAGUCAGCUGCUGUCGGUAAGCGCCUUGGCACGCUAUCGUCUGCUUAAGGAUGCAGUGCGUCGCAGCUAUCGCAAGGGCAAACACUUUAUCUUGUCGGAGAAGCAGCGUUUGACACACAGUCUCAGCUUCUCACGCGAUCAAUCCAAUCAGACUGACGGCGAUAUGGACAGCAGCACUUACUAUGCCAGCUUCAAUCUCGACUCGCUGCUCAAUGAAUCGCUUAGCACCAAUGAGCAGCUGGCACAGGCUGUUAACAUAUGUCGUCAGCUGCCCGAGCUGGAAAUCUCGGCUGAAAUGGUCGAGGCAGAGCGUCUGCUGCUCUUCGCCGCACUGCAGCAUAAGCAGCCAGCAGCAGUUGAGCAACAGUUGAGACACAACAGAGAGGCACAGGCUUUGCUUAUAGACGGCAUGCGGCUGCCGGUGAAAGCGGAUGCUAGUCAGGACAUGUUCUUUAACUACUAUUACAUAUGCACCUUCGAGUGUGACGGACAAAUACAUUCCACGCAGUCUGUGGAGUGCCAGCAAGGCGCCGCAGUGUUUCGCGAUUGCGGACUGGAGUUCUAUAGCAGCAGCCAGGCGCAAGGCUUGGAGCUGCGUUGUCAGAUAUUUAUGCUGCGACUGCGUAAGGUGUCCACGCUGGCGCUGGAGCCAGCCAAAACGCAGUUGCAACGCUCGGCUUCUGCCAGUUCAAGCAGCAGCUCACAGUGCGAUCAAAUUGUUUCUCGCUUUCGUCUGCAUGCGUCGUUCAAGCUGCAGGCGCAGGACCUGCGACCCUUUGAGCUGGUGCUGAGCGAAACUAAGUCUAGCAAUAAGUUGUGCCUGCGUAGCUCAAGCAGCUGGCAACUGCCGCUUACAACACACACCAAAUCCUCAAAUUUAAUGCCGCAGCUGCAGCUGACUGCACGCGUCGAGCUGCGUCUGCCCAAGCGUCAGCAUAGUGGCUAUCUACAUGUACAAUUGGCGGAUCACAAACACAAUUGGAAUCGACGCUGGUGCAGCUUGCAGGGCUUAAGCCUGGAGAUUUGCACACAUGAGCAGAAUCUGAAUGAGGAGCCGCCCUUGUUGGCGUUGUCGCUGCAGCUUUGUGCGCAGCAAGAACUCAGCGUGGCGCCACGUGAAAUGUGCGCGCGUGCUCGCAGCUUUUAUUUGCUUUGUGGUGAGGAUGCAGCAGUUUACUUUGCUGCAGAUACGCAGGCGGAGUUGGAGGCCUGGUUGCGUGAGCUGAACGAGGCGCUGUCCAUCAAACAGCACUGGCUAAGCUGCAAUUAGUUUUUGUUUGUAUUUAUUAUUUAUAUUUUUAAAUUGUUUAACUAGUCUAACAUAUCGAAGCAAGACUGUAACCGCCCCAACUCAUUCCAAUUCGAAUACUUGUUGCUUAUGUGGGGCUGUUCAUAUGCACAACAACAACAGUUUAUUAUACAUACAUAAUUUACAUUGGGGAUUAGUAGUAUACAUGUGUUAUAUAUAGUUAUAUA